UCUAAAUUUUCUUAAGCUCUCUUUUGUUCUUCUUGUCAUCCUAGCUAGCAUUUUGCCUAGCAUUUGAAUAAUAAAGCUGACUAGCUUACUUGUUUUCGCGAGAAAGUAGCUAGUGCCACACGGUUCGUUGGUAGAAAAGACCAAGUCCGUGACAAUUGUCGUGGAACGACGGCGUAAUAAAGGCUAACGAUCUCGCAGAGACGGCAAGUUUAAAGGUCCCGCGCAGCUGAUCUUGUCAAUUACAAGGACCAAUGAAAGAAUUUGGACCAUCGUCGUAAAUGUCAUCAAAACCUAAAAAAAGACUCUAAAUAGAACAAGAAUGAUACCAUGCGCUCUAAUUUGUUUCGAAUAACUUCAAAGAUUAGUGCUUUAGGAAGUUCAGGUUAUAUAGUUCAUGCUCGCAAACUGUUCGACGAAAUGCCCAACAGAGACACAGUUGCUUGGAAUUCAAUGAUCACUAGCUAUUCUCAACUUGGUUUUCAUCAAGAAGCACUCUCUAUCUUCUAUCAAAUGAGAAACACCAAUACUAAACCUGAUCAUUUCACAUUUACAGCAACUUUAAGUGCAUGUGCAGGUGCUGGCUCCUUCCCAUUUGGAACCAAAAUUCACGCUCUGGUUAUUAUUUUAGGGUACCACUCUUCAUUGCCAGUCAAUAACUCGCUUAUAGAUAUGUAUGGGAAGUGUUUCGAUGCUUUUAGUGCUGGUCAAGUAUUUAAAGAAAUGGGGGAUAUUAAUGAAGUAUCAUGGUGUUCACUUUUGUUUGCAUAUACAAAUUCUGGUCGGUUUAGUGAAGCAAGCGAGAUUUUUAAUUUAAUGCCUAGAAAGUUUGAAAUUGCCUGGAAUACAAUGAUAGCUGGCCUUGGCCGAUAUGGUGAAAUUGAAUUAUGUUUGGAUAUGUUUAGAGAGAUGCGAGAAAGUUUGUUAGAGCCUGAUCAAUGGACUUAUAGUGCCCUUAUAAGCGCUUGCACUGAAUCAUUAGAGUUCUUAUCUGGGUGUAUGUUGCAUGGCCUCGUUAUUAGGAGCGGUUGGAGUUCUGCAAUGGAGGCAAAGAAUUCUAUUCUCAGCUUGUAUGCAAAAUUUGGUUCCUUGAAUGAUGCUUUGAAGGUGGUCGAAUCUACUGGAAGGCUAACACAGGUGUCUUGGAAUGCUAUUAUUGAUGCUUAUAUGAAAGUUGGAUAUGUCAAUGAAGCAUAUCUCAUGUUUCAGUCUUUGCCAGAAAAGAACAUUGUUUCAUGGACAUCUAUGAUUACAGGAUAUGCUAGAAAUGGAUAUGGAGAAGAAGCUCUUAGGUUCUUUGUUGCCAUGGCAAGCAAUUGUUUUCUUCCAGAUGAUUUUACAUUUGGCGCUGUCCUGCAUGCUUGUUCAAGUUUAGCAGUAUUAGGGCAUGGUAGAAUGGUCCAUGGAUGUGCAAUUCGCAAUGGUUUCAGUACUUAUUUGUAUGUUGGUAAUGGUUUAGUUAAUAUGUAUGCUAAGUGUGGAGAUUUAGAUGGGUCAAUUCUGGCAUUUCAUGAUAUUUGUGCAAAAGAUUUAGUCUCUUUCAAUGCUUUGUUAUUUGCAUUCGGGUUACAUGGAAAGGCUAGCGAAGCUUUACAGUUAUAUGAAGAUAUGAUGACAUGUGGGACAAAACCAGAUAAAAUGACUUUCAUUGGCUUGUUAAUGACCUGCAGUCACUCGGGGCUUAUAGAAGAAGGUCGCUUAUUUUUCAAUUCAAUGAAGUCAGUUCAUGGACUUUCAUAUGAAGCAGAUCAUGUGGCAUGCAUGGUGGAUAUGCUUGGCCGAGGUGGCUACUUAGCAGAAGCAAAAGAGCUGGUUAAGAAAUAUUCAAAAACAAGUGAUGUUGAGGCCAGUUCAUGUGAGGCUCUGCUUGGAGCAUGUUCUGCACAUGGUGAAGUAGAAAUGGGGACUUAUUUGGGGAAGACUUUGAAGACUUUAGAGCCGAAUAAAGAGAUAAGCUAUGUGCUUCAAUCGAAUUUGUAUUGUGUGCGUGGGCAAUGGAAGGAAGCAGAGAUGGUUAGAAAGGCAAUGGUGGAUGAAGGGUUGAAAAAAAUGCCCGGUUGCAGUUGGAUUGAGGUGAGAAAUAAGGUCACAGCUUUUGUAGCGGGAAACCAUUUGUACCCUUACACCGACGAGUUAUAUAAGACAUUAUAUUUCCUCGAGUUUGAAAUGAGAAGUCCAUGUUUUAGUGGCAGUGAGAAAUGAUGGAAUUUCAGCCUGACCUUCGGUACUUGCAGAGGCGAAACCAAAGGCUGAUGACUUCUUUGUACAUAGAAACUGCAUAGAUGUCUAAAGAUUGUAGAUUUUCUUUCAGAAGUUGACAAUGAACUUAGAUCUCAGUAUCACAACUCAAGGUUAUUGAUGUAGCCGAAUGGAAGAAUGGAAGAGUUGGAACUGUAGCCAUAGCUUGAAGGAUUGAAUUGAUGAGAACUUGGCUGUUGAUGGUAAUAGAUUAGUUGAGAGUUAGUUACACUGUUGCUAAUCAGUUGACAUUCUGUUAGGAGUAGUUAUUUUCAUAUUUGUUCUUGAUUCCAAAGACUUGCUGACUUAGCAAUGCUGUUAGCUAAAUCUACUAGCUAUAAAAGCAAUCAUUGAUGUAAUACCAUUCAUAUGAUCACCAAUAACAAAUACUUUUCCUUGUCUC
Messenger RNA from Ricinus communis (castor bean), 2638 nucleotides. Its product is annotated as pentatricopeptide repeat-containing protein At2g36980, mitochondrial. The transcript has a single exon. The coding region runs from base 328 to 2199 and encodes 623 amino acids. NCBI's taxonomy places the organism in Eukaryota, Viridiplantae, Streptophyta, Magnoliopsida, Malpighiales, Euphorbiaceae. Gene Ontology annotation, molecular function: RNA binding; protein binding. The record is from RefSeq and is a predicted model, not a curated record. Gene Ontology annotation, biological process: RNA modification.